Messenger RNA from Alosa sapidissima (American shad), 2424 nucleotides. RefSeq names its product transmembrane protein 276a (gene tmem276a). The transcript is spliced from 4 exons. Lineage: Eukaryota; Metazoa; Chordata; Actinopteri; Clupeiformes; Clupeidae. The record is from RefSeq and is a predicted model, not a curated record. The coding region runs from base 225 to 1121 and encodes 298 amino acids. Gene Ontology annotation, cellular component: membrane.
AAAAAAAUGUCCGUCUCAUCUUAAUACAACAAAAACAGCUUUACCAUGCAGGGCUAAAAUGUCUCAAAUGAUAGGCCUAUGGGUCUUUCGUUCGACCUAAUCGAUGCCUUUUUCGGCAGUGAAUUGGGGGAUGCUUGGCAAACCGUAAUUUCUGUCCCGGGAUAAAAUUGCUGCCGCGGCACACACGUCUCAGAUAAACCCGGGCUCUCAAGCGGACUCUGAACAUGGCCACCAUGAGGAUAUUAACAGCUGCCGGACUGUUCUUGGCCUUCUGUGCUCUGGGACUGUUGACAAUGGCCAUAAGCACGGACUACUGGUAUGAGACUGAUGCGAGGCGGCACAGAGAAAGAUGCAAAAAAUACGCCAGUAAAAGGAUUGACCCUGGAUAUAUUUAUAUUUCAAAUCAAAACCUUCCUUUACGGAUGCAUCCAAAUGGAAAUGUUGUUGAAAGGACGAAGACCACUGAUGGGGCUCUUUUGCGGGUUAGACGGGAAUCUAUAGCUCCAGCUGCGGGCAUAGAAUCCCGCUGUAGUCGGCGUUUUAACUCGACUGUAACCGGAUUGUGGAGAAAGUGUCACCGGGCAGGUUUCGAUGUAGAAAAUGAGGAAUUGAUAUUCAAAGGUUUACUUCAGCGCUGCACUCCAGUGAAGUACUACUACUCCUCAGCAACUAUUCCUCGUGACCUGCCCAUCAAUAUCACCAAGACAAUACGCCAAGAUGAGUGGCAUGCUCUGCACUUGCAGAGAAUGACUGCUGGCUUCAUAGGAAUGGCUGUCUCGAUCAUUCUGUUUGGCUGGAUGGUAGGACUCCUGGGUUGCUGCAACCAAAAUGAGCUGAUGCAGUAUGUAGCUGGCCUGUUGUUCUUAAUGGGAGGAACCUGCUGCAUCAUCUCCCUGUGCACAUGUGUGGCCGGCAUUAACUUCCAGCUCUCGCGCUACCCUCGCUACGUGUACGGGCUGCCCGAGGACAUCAGCCACGGCUACGGCUGGUCCAUGUUCAGCGCCUGGGGGGGACUGGGCCUCACCCUGCUGGCCGGCUUCCUCUGCACACUGGCCCCCUCCCUGCACACGCCCCAGAGCACAGUCACGCACAAGCCGCGGCAGGAGAAUGGCAUCGUGUGACAGGCGGAGGGGCAACCCCGAGCACCAGGGCCCCGCGCUCAUCCCCACUGCUUACAAAACAAAGAAGAACCCCCCCUUCCCCCCUGAGCAGGAGAGGAACACUGAAAGGCCCACUUUCACCCACUCAGACUUGGAGAGCCCCAUGUGGACUAGAGGAGAACAUGGGCGCUGGGUCCACUGAGACCCGUUUUUGGCAAAGUGAUGUUUUACUGAAGAUGUUCUGUGUUAUAAUGGUGCUCUUUCUCUGUGCCCCCCCCCCCCCCCCCCCAGACGCCCUCUGGUUCACUCUUUCUUCAAAUCAUCUGUUCUUUAUUUGUCUCCUUUGUCUCAGAGGAUAUCAAGCAGGGAGCUGUUUUAGAAAUUGGCAGGUUAGGUUUUUAGUUAGGUGCUUUUUUUAUUUGUCUUUAUGUUGCCUGUAUAAACAAACAAAAAAAAUCUCUCAAAUGUCUUCCUGUAUCGUCAUAUCAUUUGUUGUACACUUUAAAAUGACUGGACGAAAACAAUUAAGAGCACAAAAGGAUACAUGAGACUGAAAGGAGCGAAGUAUACAUCAUGAGUACAUACUUGUCCGUUCAUUUCUAAUGCAGUAUGUGUAAAUGUAACCCUGUUUCUAUGAUCGUUUGUUUUUAGAGUAAAUGUACAGUAUUGUGAUGCAGGGUCAGGAAUGGUUGUGAUGGCACAAACCCAUGUUUGAAAGAUAACAAGAAUAAAUCAAGAUCUUUAAUAGAAAAGUCCUCAAAGUGUUUUUGUUAAGUGUACUCCUCAACAUAGAAUUGGGAAGAGUAGAAUGGACUUUUGGAAUUCCCACAAUAACAGCUCCCUGUCAGAAACAGAUGAAAUAAAUAAUAACAUGCAGGGCUUUAUUAGGGAUGAUAUUUGGGGUUAUUUUCCAGACCUGGUUAAGUGUCCAAUAACAGGCAUGAAUAACAUAGAAUAAUAUGGUGUAGUGGAAUAUUCCCCCUACAUGUACACGUUAGAAGAGAUAUCUGUGUCUCAUAUUAUUUGAAGGACACAGUUCAAGAUAACACAUCAAAGACCACUCAUAGUUCUGAAAAUCACAAACUUAGCAGAGCUGGAAAACAUUUCAGUCAGCAGAACAUUGUGAUCUGUUUUUAAACAAAUCAAGGAUUUUUGAAACAAAUCUUCACUUCAUUUGACUCGAGUUUUGUUGGCAUACAUUGUGGUUCUUGGAUUAUGCUUUUACGAUGUGGUCUGUAUAAUGGCCAUCAUACUUACUCAACAUUUUUGGCCAUCUCCUUCUGGGACUUUCAGUGAUGCAGUAAAUAAAUUCCAAUCUUUUAUC